Messenger RNA from Trichechus manatus latirostris (Florida manatee), 4307 nucleotides. RefSeq names its product cutC copper transporter (gene CUTC). The record is from RefSeq and is a predicted model, not a curated record. Gene Ontology annotation, molecular function: copper ion binding. The coding region runs from base 140 to 925 and encodes 261 amino acids. The transcript has 8 exons. Lineage: Eukaryota; Metazoa; Chordata; Mammalia; Sirenia; Trichechidae.
UUCGCGGGGACUGCUGGGGCGUGGGAGUCGGGGACGUGCAGGGUCGCGCGCAGCCUUUGAGGACGCGCUUCGUGGGUCGCGCGCACCGAAGCUCAGCCUAAGUGGAAAUUAACGACAGACAAGGAAGCAGCGCGUCGGCAUGAAGAGGCAGAGGGCGUCCUCGCAGCGGAAACCCGCGCGGAUACCGUCCGGGAAGGCCGGAGCAGAAAGUGGAUUUCUUAUGGAAGUGUGUGUUGAUUCAGUGGAGUCAGCUGUGAAUGCAGAAAGAGGAGGUGCUGGUCGAAUUGAAUUAUGUUCUGGUCUGUUGGAGGGAGGAACCACACCCAGCAUGGGUGUCCUUCAAGUAGUGAAGCAGUGUGUCCAGAUCCCAGUUUUUGUGAUGAUUCGGCCCCGAGGAGGUGAUUUCUUAUAUUCGGAUCGUGAAAUUGAGGUGAUGAAGACUGACAUUCGUCUUGCCAAGCUGUAUGGUGCUGAUGGUUUGGUAUUCGGAGCAUUGACUGAAGAUGGACACAUUGACAAAGAGCUGUGCAUGUCCCUUGUGGCCUUUGACAUGGUUCAUGAUCCAGUGGCAGCUCUGGAGACACUCUUAACUUUGGGAUUCGAACGAGUAUUGACCAGUGGAUGUGACAGUUCGGCACUAGAGGGGCUACCCCUAAUAAAGCGACUCAUAGAUCAGGCAAAAGACAGGAUUGUGGUAAUGCCAGGGGGUGGCAUAACUGACAGAAAUUUGCAAAGGAUCCUUGAGGGUUCAGGUGCUACAGAAUUCCACUGUUCUGCUCGGUCUGCCAGAGACUCAGGAAUGAAGUUCCGAAACUUCUGUGUUUCCAUGGGAGCCUCACUUUCUAACUCAGAAUAUUCUCUAAAGGUAACAGAUGUGACCAAAGUAAGGACUUUGAAUGCUAUUGCAAAGAAUAGCUUGGUGUAGCCAGACCGCUCUGAGCGACAUGGAUAUUACAGGAUGAAGGUAGAAGUAUUGUCUACAACUCUCUGUGAUACAGCUUUAACCUUCUUUUCUGGCCAGGACAGUCACAGUCUUUGUUUUAAGUCUCACAUGGCCAUGGAGAACAUUUCCAAAGGAGAAAAAGAACUUGAAACAGCUAUAGUCACUUCCUUUGCUUAGUCUUGCCAGCCAUCUCUGUCUUCACGGUUAAAUGUGAUCUGUGCUUCUUCUACAGAUAGGUUUAGUCUGUUGGUGAUGGAAUUAGUUGGUGAACUGGAAAAAUUCAACAGCAAAGUAUGAAUUCAGAGUGUGACUUAAAGAUCAAUUCAAUAGUAGUAUUUUGCUUUUUUGUUUGUAAAAUAAAAAUUUCCAUUCUCUUUUGGUUUAGUCUGUUAUUCUUACCUUAAGUAGUCUGUUGCCAAGUAUAAAAGGGAUGAUUUUGUUUUUUUCCUUCAUUUUCUCUUUUUAUUAUAUAUUAAUUAGAUAUGUGAUCCUGGGCAAGAUGCUGAGGGUAUGAUAGUAAAACGGUACAGUGUAAAAAUCCCCAGACGUGGGAAGCAGGAUGUAAAAGUUACUAGACUUAUAAAGGAAGACGUGAUCUCUGGAGUUCAUAGGUUACUUCUGCCUCUGAUCCAAGAUAGAGAAAUGGCUUAACCAUAAGGUCCAUCUGACAGUCUAGACCUAUACUAAAAACUGGGGAGGUUAGGGAAGUCAUCAAAGUAGUCACUUCUACCUUUUAACUGAGGCCACAGAUAGGGAGGAUAGAUUCUAGUGAUGAAACAUGCUUUUCCUAUAAGCAGGUCCCAAAUGGUUAAGUUCAUCAUUAGCUUUAUCUGUUACUUUCAUAUUUAUAACCUCAUUUUAUACUAACAACACACUGUUAAUAGAACUGUGAGAGUAUCUGAAGCACAAUAUAAAGAGCUUGUCCUUGGUCAGGAAGCUAGUUAAUCGAGCUUCUGUGAAUAGCAUGCACAGAUUUGGGUACUAAUGGAUGUAGAUACGAAGGGCCUUACCUUAUUUAAAUGUGUCCGCCCCCAACACCUUGAAAUCUUAGUUUCUUUUCUUAUUUUUUCAAGUACAAUUUCAACGUAGAUAUUUGCUAAGUAGUUUAUGAAAAUACGAGAAGCAAACUGUUUUAAAACUAAUAAUAACCUUAGUAAUGUCCUUUCUUGCUUGUUGAGACUUACUAAAGGUAAUAAACAUUCCAAAAAACAGUUUUCACUAUUGGUUUUGAAAUCCAGAUACAAAUACAUAAGCAAAACAUAAAUGCACACAUAUCAUAUUUAGUCUUUUGGCCUAACUCUUCCUCAUGCUUGGACUUCACUGUAUGAACCUCCUAAGAGCUGGCUAUGGUAUCAUCCCUGUUUUAUUUAAACAGAUUAGCUAGGGACCUGAAGCGUGGUGUGAAUUGCUCAAGGUUUAACAACAAGUUAAUGUUGUUAUGAAACUUGAACACUAGACUCCUAAUCUCCAACCUUUCUGCUUGUUAAUGGCACGAGGUUGGGAACCAAACUAGGGUGAGGUGCUGAGGUGGACAAAAGUUGUAAAUAACUCCAAACUGUAGUUAAAACUAAAUAAGUCAAAAUGUGGCAUAAAAUGGAUUUCAUGUGACCUUAUUUUGGUUAAAAUUAAAUACAGUAUUUAGGAACACAGCAUUAUAUAAACAUCAUCCAAAAGUGCAGGAAGAGUACAGGUUUUACAAGGUAUCUAAAUGCUAAAAUAGGACUAUCCAUAGCAUUUCUUGCCUUCUGAAGAGAACUCUUUGUUUAUAUUUCUCAAUCUCUGAAGAUUUCUUGGUAUUAUAAGUUCAACAUCUGGAGGGGAAAAUUGGAAGAAGCCAGAGAGGCUAUGUGAUUUACUUUGGAAACGGCAUAGAGCUACUUUGGGAGGAAGAGAAGAGAUCUAGAAGGUCAGAUAGCGGUAGGGAAGUGAGAUGGGUGAGCCUAAGUGGGCUGGGGCCUUUUGGGAAAGGGAAUGAAGGAGUUUGGUGAUACGAGAACUUUGGAGAGAAUGGUAAAGAGAUUUUAGGAAGAUUUGCUCUUGGUUUAGGCAGUGAAUAUUAAAUGCUGUAAUUCUCUUUGCCAUCUCUGCAAUAUACUUCAAUAAAAUUUAAUAGUAUUUGCAAGAAUUUUGGAGUUUGAUACUGUGUUGAAAAGUAAGCAUGAAGUCUAUAUUCCAUUGUAUAAGAACAGUUUAGAAAUCAAAAGGACAUUGCAGAGAUCUCUCUAAAAAUGGCUAAGGAUAUUUUUUUUACAGUAAAGUUUUUAUUACCUGUUUCUUAGUGGAGCUACUUUUUUUCCCCAAAUACUAGGGAGAAGCCUAUGUAACAUCGGCUUGCUAAUUAGCUAAUUAUUCUCUCUUCUUUCUAAGUAGUCCAGCUGACUAAAAUGUGAUUAGGAAGGCAUGAUAUUUUUUACAAACCAGCUAUUCUCUGUCACUGUCUGUCAUUCUUUUGUCUUCCAGGAAACACAAAAUAUCCUCAUUCAUCAUUUCCAGUUUGCUUGGGACUUUCUUGGUUUUAGCAUUGAAAGUCCAAUGUUCCUGGAAGCCUCUCAGUCCUGGACAAACUGGGAAGGUUUGUCACCUUACCAGCUCAGUAAAAUGAUCUUUUUCCCUCUUCCUUUGUUCCUCACCUCCCUGCCUUAAUUCUGGCAAACCUAAAUUAGGAGAGGAGGAAUUGAGGAACAAAGGAAAAACAAAAAAGGAGAGACGCUUUUCUCUCUGGCAGUAGCUGGUCCCUGAACCAAGAAAAGGGAGAGACUUUAAAUGGAUGUGGUUUCUUUUUGGGGUGAUAAAAAUCUUCUAAAACUGAUUGUGGUGUUGGCUGCACAACUCUGUGAUUAGACUAAAAACCAUUGAAUUACACACUUUAAAUGGGCAAAUUACAUCUUAAUAAAGCUGAUACAAAAAAAAUUGGAUGUGAGAGAGAAGUUUUACAUUACAUUGGCCUGGACCUUCUAAUACCUGAAAGUGAUGAAAAAGCUAUAGGAGAAGAAAACCCAAGACUCAGAGAAGGAACCAGUCUAUAGGACUAAUUGUCUACAUGAACUACAGCUUCCUCUACCCUGAGACCAGAAUAUGAUAUGGUGUGGAUAGGAGUCCUGAAACUGUUGCAACCAUCUCACCACCUAUUUGAGAGUAAAGCUGACAACAAAAGAGAGCAGAGUCAAAGAUUAGAGAGAAAUGGAACAGAGCCAAUCUAAUAAAUCAGUCUUGAGAACUAUACUACCUUUGAGCUUUGGGCCAUCAGAACCAAUAAGUAUCUUCAUUCAAGCCACCAUGAGUUGGGUCCUAAUAUGAUUGGCUACCACUCAUCUGUCAAUUUGUUGUACUGUCGUGGUUUGUGUGUUGUUAUGAUACUCUAAGC